Podarcis lilfordi (Lilford's wall lizard) is the source of this 17976-nucleotide messenger RNA. NCBI's taxonomy places the organism in Eukaryota, Metazoa, Chordata, Lepidosauria, Squamata, Lacertidae. The record is from the annotation of a GenBank genome assembly.
GGAGGUACUGCCGAGAGAGUCUCGCUCCGCAGAGCAGCCCGCGGCGGAGCGGGGUCGCCCGGGAGCCGGUCCCUCUGCUGUUCGCUCCCCCUCCAGCUCCACUUGGCACCCGGGAAGAAGAGCGCCUGCUUUCCCCGCAGAAGCGCUUCCCCUGCUGGCGCCCGCCAGGCUCCUCUGGGAAGGAACCACACGCGCCCAGCCAGCCAGCCAGGGAUCCUGCAGGCGCGACGCGGCGGCUCGCCGCCCCACCGCCGGCUAUGCUGACCAAUAUGCAGUAGGAAUCGAGGAGGCAUCGCUUCCCGCUCCGAAUCGGGACCGGCGCGCGAGAGAAGCGGAGGGAGCCGGCGCCCGCGAUGCAGCUCUUCGGGGGCUUCCUGGUGGCUCUCGCCCUGCGGGUGGUGGGCGCGCAGGUGAGCUCCGCAGAAGCCCCUCUGUCCUGGCCCCUGGCAGGUGAGGCUGGGGUGGGGCCGCCCCAGAGGAGCUGGCAGAGAGGUGUCAGAGUGGGUUUGGGGCGGCAGCAGAUUACUGUUCGUGCCGUCCCGUGAUCUAAAAUGCGAGGAACCGGGUUGCAACGCCCUCUGUUCCGGAAGCCUUGUCCCGAUCCCAGGUACGUGGAAUACGACUGGUUGUUCAGUGGCUGAACUCGGCGCGCCCCACGAGGCGCAGAGCUUGAGCGCCGGGGAAAAAAGACGUGAACCCACGAGUUUACACUCUUGAAAUUUACACUUCACGGUGUUUAGGGCUUUAUUUUAAAACUGGAAGUACUCUACGGAGGAAAGAUCUCUUGCGAUCUGGAAGUUUUUUAAAUCUCCAACUCUCAGGUGUGUUAUAAUUAUUUAGUAGUGUGGGGAAAGAGGGCACUCUGUACAUGCUCAUAGGCACUGCUACCGUCUCCUGGAGUCCCAGGAAGCACCUUGGCACUGAGGUGGGGGGGGGAAGAGUUUACAAGGCUCAGAGGAAUCCUUGAUCUGGUGGGGCAGAAUGCAUAGCCCAGAUUCAGGAAUGAUUGGUUGACCUGGUAAAUUGCCUAAGUGUGUGGCUUCAGUUAGGGGAAAAUGCUACCGGUAUGUGUUGUUUUUUAGUUUUGUUUUAAAAAAACUUUUUAAUUAUCCUGUUCUUGCAGCCAAGAUACUCUUUCUCAUCCUUUCCUACCCUUUUUUUGUGUGUGAAACUGAAGGUGUUUUCAGUCAGCCUGUUUAUUGAGCAUUUGUCUUGAUUUGUUUGCAGGGAGACUAGAUUACGUUGGCUAUUUAAUGAACAUUACUUCUGAUUUGUUUGUGGGGAGGUUAGAUUAUUGCACACUUUAUAGUUCAUUUCCCCAAUCAUUUGGGGAAGUGGAUUUCUUGUGCAAGGCUCCCAAUCAACUAUUAAUUGCACAACCCGAAUUUGCUGGUAUGCGUUUGAAUCCCACCUGAAAACAGCAACAAUCCCCCAGAUUCUCCUUCCUCAAAGUGUCCCCAGAGUCCUGUCAGUGAGUGGAUGAGUCUAGAACCAGAUUAGCACAGAGCAUUAAAGUGUGCAUGUCUUGUGAAGCAUUGUCAAAGCCAUUUCUGAGGAUCUGCAUGUCCUUGCAAGGAUACUGCAUCCACCACGGUAUAUUGCUUAUCUCUCCUCUGUCAAGUUGCUACACCCAGAUAGACAUUUCAGAAGACUGGCACCAAGCCGUGCAGAUACGCUCAUGGAAGUCAAGGGCACCCAGGCUGAAAGCACCUUAAGGGCUUUCUGAAGUUCUUAACUGGAAUGGAAUGCAGGUUGAGUAGGCUUCCUACUUGCCUCCUGGACCACUGUUUUGCCCCAGUGCCAAGCAGUCCCUAUAUUCUGGCACAAACAAGCAGAAAAGCCCCUUGAUUAAGAUGGAUUGCUAUCAAGAGCAGAAGACCUGGAAAGAAUCUGCCCACUUCCCCCAGCAUGCUGACCUUGAGCAUGCCCAGGUGGGCACUAGACUCUGGGAGGAGCAAACGUCAAUAAUUUCUGACCCAAGACUCUUCUUUAGUGCAAACCAUUGGACUAGAUGAGCCUUGAGGUCCCUUCCAAGUCUACGAUUCUACGAUUCCAUUUAUCUGGCCACCUCAAAUAUUUACUUGCCUCACCCUUUCGAGUAAAAACGUUAAAUUUUCUGGAGAGGGAAGUUGUGCACUGCUAGACUGAUAUCUACUGGCCUGAAAUAGAAUUGCGGUUUCUGGGUGAUAUCCAGUGGUAGCCAAACUCAGAGUAGACCCACUGAACAAGGAGAGCACUUCUGUAACUCAGUAACCCAAGGGGCUUGCAAGAGACAUGAUAUCAUCAGUAGAUUAAUCAUAACAGAUUGGAAAAGGACUUCAUUUUGAAAUGAGAGGAGCUGACUAAUGCUUGGCUUGAAGUCACAGUCUCUCACUUGCAGCUUCUCUCUCUAAUCUCAUAUACAUGCAAGUUGAUUGGUGUAGGAAAAGCACUUUGUGCAUGCUUAGAGGCAUAUUGUUAUUGGGUUGGAUCCAGGCAAAGUUAGUUGAACAAGUUAUUCAUGAAAUAAUUCAAGACCCAUCCAUUUCACUGGCCAACCUAGCAGAAAUAGUUCUUUACUAAAAUUUCUACACUACCUCUGUAAAGAAAUUCUCAGGAUAAAAAGAAAAUAUAAAGAAUGGUUAAAAUACAGGCAAAUCAAAUCAGCUUAAAAAAAUACAAGGAUGAAAAAACAGCAAUAUAUUUAUUCCCUUCUUGAUUAUUUUACAUCUUCCAUGUCUGGGUCUGAUUUUACAAUACAUUGGUGAGGGAGGCAAAGUAAAAACUGUGCAGCUGAUUUUAACACUGAAGCAAUAAUAUAUUUGUAUUGUGAACCAUCUUCAUAGCCAUGAUAGGAAGAAAGGUGUUAUUUAAAUCAAGUAAUUUGCUGAAUAAAUGUUUUGGGCUCUGGUAUACCCUGGAUUCAAGCAUAUAGAACUGAUCCCAGCUGAUAAGCGAUUGGGAGCUUCUGAGUUGAACCCGUCACAGUGGCGGGGGCUUCUUCUUCCCAUCACUCUGUUGCCCCUGCUGUGUCAAACUCUGGAUUGUAAAUUCCUCAGGGCAGGGACCUGACUUCCUGUUACUUUGUAAUACCCAGUGCUGUAGAAAUCAUAAUAAAUAUAACAGGUGACACAUACAUUAACCAAGGCUACCAUGCACUGCUUGCUUAUCAAUAUGUACAGGAUUGCACAGUUACCAAAGGAGGAAGGAAGGAAUUUUCUGUACUCUUGAGCCCUGGACUGCAGCAUGGGGACAAUGUGCCUUUUGACCAAAAACCUCCCUUGCAACAUCUUAAUCAAUUGAUCUUAUUUUAGAAAAUAAAAUGCGGCCUUUAAACAAGUUUCAGCACAUGAGAAUCAUCCCACUGUCUUCUGUGCUUUACAGAAAGGAUCCACACUGAAUUGCUAGAGAUUUCAUUGCAGGGUGUUGGGAAUGCCUGGGAAAAAUUACUUUCCCCUCCCCUUUCUCUCCCUAGAGGCAAGAUGUGCUUCUUCAGAACAGCACCACUGAAGCGGCAGGUGAGUGUGAAACUUGUCCCUCUUUUAUGAAGUCGAAAGGGCCUCCAGGAAGACACAUGUGAAUGGAAGAGACUUCAAGGCUCUAUUAUGUCAUUGUCUUUGUUCUGGCAAACCAGGCAGUUGUUCAUUGGUUCAGAGAUGAAACGAAUUUUCUGCAUGCUGUCAGUGAGACUUCAAAUAGCCAAAUUAGCCAUGAUAUUAAAUGUGCCUUUGUAUUUAAUGUGCAGAUUUAUUUUUUUAAAAAAAAUGCAAAUAGAAGCUGCUGGGGGAUGGGGGAGAGCUGCUAAUUAUUGAGAUCACAGCAGGUGGGCUGGGUGGGAGAUUAACCCUUUCCUCUGCUUAGGAAACUCCACCCUCUGAAGCUGGCAUUUGCACUGGCAGGAAAUCCUCUGUUGGGCUCAGUGCAAGAUUUCCGCCCAAUGCGACUACAACUUUCAGAGGAGAAAAAGAGAUUUUCCUCAGGACUGCAAUAGGAGAUGAAAGGGUUAAAUCCCCUCCAUCAUGAUAAUUUUUAGCAUUUUUUAAGCCUAUGCAUUAAAAGCAAAGACACAUUUAAUGGCACAUCUAAUUUGGCCUAUAAUGGAGCCUAAGCAUAUGCAAAUUGAAUAAUCACACAUUCUUUCCCUGAUUCCCCCUGUCUUCCCUUCCUCUAUCUUUUCACUUGUGUCAAAUUUUAGAUUGUGAGCCCCUUGGGGCAGGGACCUUGACCUUUUGUGCUCCUCGUGCAUACCGCUGAGGCUAUAUAAGUAAAUACAGUAGUAUUAGUAGCAUCAGCAGCGGUGGUGGUGGUGGUGGUAAUCUAACACUCUCCCCACCUCUUUGAGCACAGAGAAAUUCCAGAGGUGUAGUGCUUGCCUAGGUUUGGUUUUCAUUGGAAGGUAGUCACUGGAGGCUUAUGGUGCUUUGCAACGUAGGAGUUUAUUUUCAGAUAUACAGUUUGAGCCUAGGUGAAGGCACACAGCACGAAAACAUCUACUCUCACUGCUCUGUCCCCAGUCAGAUCUGAGCAGCUUGUAGAGCCGAGAUUUCAGCUGUCUCCCUCUUUGUCUCUGUCUCACUCAAAUAUUGCAGUCAGACAGAGGCAACUAGCUCCCCCUGCCCUUUGUCUGGACAGGGAUGGUGGCGGCAGCAAGUAUUAUUCAACCAUCUCCUCACCUUCCUGAGCCAUUUACUUACAGUUUUCCUAACAGAAGAUGUGCCUUGCAACUUUUCCACACGCCAUUAAAGAACAUGUGGAGACUUUUUGGGUUGCAUUUACCCUCUCCCAAUCUUACAACAGUUUCACACAGUUUUCAACAUCUGUGAUACAUUGUGAAGGAGAUGGGUAAGAUUGCGGUUCUGGAUUUAUGUCCUUUCCCCAUGUGACCAUAUUAUAGUUGAAAUUAAAGGCCUGUGAUGUUCUGACUUCCUUCUGAUCUAAAGCCAAGCAUUUCCAGUCUCGCUUAUUGAAAGAAAGGAUGGGAGGCUGGAAGCUUCCGCCAAGCGCAUGAAAUGGUGUUAUAAUCAGCACUUACUUAAGUCGGAGACUCUGCUGGAUAAAUCAGACUUCCCUGUGACUUCCAGACACACCAUUUUCCUGGCAAGGAGAUGUCAAAGUUCUGGCUGAGAAACUGAGAUGUUUUCUGCAAAACCGCUGAAUCUAGAAGUUUCUGCCAGUGGGAUUAAUAACACUCUUAGGAAAAAUGCUUUUCGAAAGCCUUGCACCGGCCUUUAAGUUACAGAUGGUUUGGUCAACAUGGGAUGUCCUUGCCCUGCAGUCUGCCUUACUCUGGAAAUGGUGGUAAAGGAGCAGUUAGGAGUUGUUAGGAGACCCCGUUCCCCUCACACAGCUACAAUUCCCAGAGUAGCUUAACCGGCAAACCCUCUUCCCAGGGGACUCUGGGAAUUGUCGGCCUUUGAGGGGAAUGGGGCUCUCCUCCUAACAACCUUCUUAACAAGCCACAGUUCCCAGGAUUCUUUGGGGGAAGCUGUAGCUAUUUAAAGCAGCACAAUACUGUUUUUAAUGGUUAGUGCAGAUGUUGUGGACUAUGUUGCCUAUCAGCCCCAGAUAGCACAGCCAAUGGCGACUGGGGUUGAUGGGAGUUGUAGUCCAAAACAACUGGGGAGAACCAGGUUGGCAAAGGCAGAUGAAUCUGAUACAAGGCACCUUCCUACAUCCUUGCUGCCCAUCAGUUACCUGAAGCAGCCGUGUCUCCCGUUGUCCAUGCUCUGAACCUGUUGCCCCAAAUCUUUUGUAUCUUCUUCAGUUGUCUCCUUUCAUGACGUUUGGAACCGCAGCUCCUGCCAGCCCUUGGAGAAGCUCGUUGAUGUGGUAUCCGAGUACCCCAGUGAAGUAGAGCAUGUGUUCAGCCCUUCCUGCGUCUUCUUGCAGCGCUGCAGCGGGUGCUGCGGAGACGAGAGGCUCCAGUGCGUCCCGACGGAGGUAGCCAACGUCACCAUGCAGGUGAAGAGGUUGGGCUUUGUGGUGCUUGGUUCCCAGCUGUCUCUCCAUGCAAUUGUUAGGAAUAUAGAAAGCGGCCUUAUACCAAGUCAGGCCAUUGGCCCAUCUACCUCAUUAUUGUCUACACCAGGGGUUGUCAACCUGGUCCCUACCGCCCACUAGUGGACGUUUCAGGAUUCUGAGUGGGCGGUAGGGGGUUCUACGGCACAAGCUGAAUCCUCCUUCCAUCGAGCACUGGUGGGCGGUAAUGCAAGAAAGAUGCGUUAGUGGGUGGUAGGUAUAAAAAGGUUGACUACCCUGGUCUAUACCAAUGUUUCCCAAACUUGGGUCUCCACCUGUUUUUGGACUGCAACUCCCAUCAUCCCUAGCUAGCAGGACCAGUGGUCAACGAUGGUAGGAAUUGUAGCCCCAAAACAGCUAGAUACCCAAGUUUGAGAAACACUGGUCUACUUUGACUGGCAGCAGCUCCCCAGGAUUUCAGACAGGGCGCUGUCCCAUUUCUACCUGGACAUGCUGGGGAUUGAACCUGGGACCUUCUGCAUUAAAAGCUGGUGCUUUUACCCCUGAGCUACAGCCCUUCCCCGUAGUGGUCAGCACUUCUUUGCUUCACAUCUUCUGUGAACAGCUGGGAAACUGAAGCUCAAUGGAUUCCUGUGAUUCCUAGCAACUGGUAUUCGGAGACACGAUGCUUCUGACAGUGAAGGUAGAACAUAGCCAUCAUAGUUGGUAGUCAUCAAUAGCCCCUCUCCUCCAUGGAUUUGUCCAAUUCUCUUUUAAAACCAUCCAAGAUGGCGGCCCAUCACUGCUUCCUGUGGCAGCGAGUUCCGUAGUUUAACUAUAUGCUGUGUGAAGAAGUACUUUCUUUGGUCUGCCCUGAAUCUUCCAACAUUUCUCUUUGUUGGGUGUCCACAUCUUCCAGUGGACAUCCUUUCUCUAUGCACAUUCUCCAUGCUAGGCAUAAUUAUAUAAAUUUCUGUCAUUCUGCCUCUUACUUGCCCAUUCUCUUAAGUCCCAAAUGCUCUGAGAGUUACAUAGAUUUCACCCUUACAGCUCCUGAAGGUGAAUUCAGAAGAACAAGCGCCCUAUGUGGAGCUGUCCUUUGUGGAGCAUAGGAAAUGUGUAUGCAGGUAUGUGUCUUCAUGAUGGCAUUUUUCUGUUUUAAAAAAUUACAUUUAUAUACCACCUUUUCUUUUAAGGAGCUCAAAGUGGUGUACAUGGUUCUCCUCCUCCCCAUUUCACCUUCACAACAGCCCUGUGAGGUAGGUUAGGCUAAGAGAUGGUGACUGGCCCAAGGUCACCCCAUGAGCUUCUUGGCUGAGCGGGGAUUUGAACCCUGAUCUCCCAGGUCCUGGUCCAAUACUCUAACCAUUACGCCACACUGGCUGUCCUGGGUAUCCAGUACCUCACAGGAGUCAAGUAAUCCCUGGAAGGAGAGGGAACGAUGUGGGGUAGGGAGACCCCUUAUUGAAAUCCACAAGCCCCUCUAUUUGACUCCCUCUAAUUUUAGCCUUCAAAAAACAGCAGCCAAGGGAGCCAGCAGAAAUAUUUUUAAAAAGGUGAGGGGGCUUGGACUGGUGGUGCCUUAGGCAGCCUGUUAAUGUAACCUGAGCCUAACUGGGGCAGGUGUUCUCAGUUCUUGUCAUGGUGAGCCACAAUGGGAUGUAUUUGGGCCGGUGGGGGGAGUGCAAGGGAACUGUAUUAUUUGCAGUUAAGUGCACUACACCUCCUCCCAGCCUCAAAAUGAAGAAGCAGGACAGUCGCUUUCAGCAUGUUCCUUGACACCUCAGGCUUGGAGCGUUCCUUCUGCACAUUUAGAUCAAAUUCCAGCUUUCCCCCAGGGGUUAGAUUGUUGACACCCAGCCCUCCUCAGCAGGAAGCAGUUGUUCUUCCACCAUUUGCUCUGCUCCAGGAACUCCACGCACAAUUCUCACUCUGAUUGACUACAAUUUUUUUGGAUUUGUUGGCUACAUAAAGGCAAGGCUUACUGGAGUAAUUGAAUCUCCUCAAGUCUGCUGUGCCUUAAGCUGACCAGACUAAAGGCAUGGCUGUCCUAGCCAGCACACAAUUGGGGGGGGGGGAUCCUGACAAUCCGUAUGCUAUCUGUGUUAAAAAGCAUAGUAAUGAAAUGUUGUUCCCAACAAUUCACAGUCUGUGUCAGAAAAAGCUGGAUCCUGUGGUCAGUGCCAUUGUGUAUCAUUGCUCAUACUUUUUUUUCACAAUUCUGCAGUGUUCGCAUUUUGCACAAUUUAAUUAUGGUUUUCCUUGUCACUGGGAGGAGCAGGAACAGUCGAGGUCACCCCCAAUCAUGAAGAAUUCAGCAGACGUUGGUCAUAUUCUUUCAACCAUAUCUUCACAGUCAUAAGGACUAGAAACUUAAAAAAAAAAUACAGAAAGGAAGCUAAAAUUCUUAUGAAGCCAAGUUCAACAUUCAGUGUCAUAUUCUACAUGCUUUCUAGACACCAGUGAAAUUGCAGCAGAUACACAGCCCUGGGGGUGCCCUACACGCCUGAUGCUUAAUGAGCCAGCAAGCCAACCAAGUGACAAAAUGUGACAGAAGUAGCAGCUGUUCCAACUCAGCUGUCCAUUUGGGGCCUUUACCAAAAGGAACAAAGAAACAGCCCCUGUUGCUUGCAGCAUGAACACACACAGCAUCAUACAACCCUUCACUUCCAGCUAGCGUCCUUGCUCUCAUAAGCAGAGACAAAACAAAAACUACCUUUCAAAGAUAAUUAUUCCUUAACUUAAUCAGUGUAUUGCCUCUGAAUACACUGGCCUCUGAAAUGCCCAAAAUAGGUGGUCUCAGACUGGCAAUGUGGGGGAGGGGCUGAUGUGCAGUGAUGCUGAGAGCAUUCCUAACUCCUCUUAGCCUCGGCUAAUCCCGUUGGUGUACAACAUGUGCUGUAAGGGAGGGUGCAUUUUUGCCUGCAAUGCCUGCUUCCUGAAGGGAUCUCUGUAGAGAGACUAAAAGCCACUUGAUGCUCUCCUUUAUUUCUACCUACCAUUCUCCCCCACAACAUCCAAUAACAUAUUUGAAAUUCUGUCCCAACAGACCUUUUCAGUGGUUGCAACUGAAUAAUGUUGCUUAUGAGACUGUUAACGGAAUCUCACCUGCGUUUGGUGGUCUAAGAAGGGAGACUGGGCCUUGUGUGUGCAAAAGCCUAGGGCCUGGUUCAGUGAUAGACAGUGGGGUGUGUUUGUGUGUGAGGUGGGGUUGGGAUCUUUGGCCACUAUGAACCAUGCCAGGUAGCAGAACAUGAGUCUAGAAGCUCUGAAUGACUCUGUUCCUUAUAAAGAGGAAAUCAUCACAAUUAGGGGGCAAGCCCAUCUGUGUGUUUUUUUGCUAUUCCCAUUACAUUGGAUCUCUUAAUAUCUAUGAAUGUUGCAGCACCAUACUCUGAACGUGACAGUCUAACUCUCUUCUCCCUAGGCCUCGGCGAGAUGCUGUGAAGUCAGGGAGGUAAGUAGAAUUAGCAAGGUUUCUGGACAUUGGUUACUCUCCAUAGUGGAGAGGGGUUGGGGCGACCCAGUCAGAUGGGCGGGGUAUAAAAAAUAAAGUUAUUAUUAUUGGUGUCUGUGGCGUUUGCCCCCUAGGAUGUGUCAAUGAAAGGGUUAAAAUGGGUGUGAUGUGAUUGGUCAGUGAGAAUGCAAGGGGGGAGUAAAAGAUAGAGUGAGAGGUUUUGAAAAGACAGUUGAGGUCUGGGAGUUGGGAGUUGAGGGUUGUCAGUUGGGAGUUGAGGCUUGGGUGUUGGAGAAGGAAGAGGGUGGAAUAGGCAGUGGGUUGGUCGAGUUGUAUUGUGAGAGAGUGAGAGGAAUUGUUAGGAAGUUAGAUAGAUAGUUGAGAAUAAUUCAGUUUGAAGUUGUAGGAACUAAGAUUUAAGAAACUGACAAGAGAAAAAUAAACUGAAACCAUACGCUUAUUCCUGCACUUAAAAAUAAACUUGAUUAUUUGUUUAUGUUAACAACUGUCUGGACUCUGUGUGUCCCCGUGAGAAGCGGGGUGGUGGCAGCAAAAAAAACAACCGAGUGGUGGCACAGGGUCAAUAGACCGUCAAACGUCCAGGGGCCCUGUGUGAUCGCCACAGUGUCUCAUUCCCCACCUUCUCUUCUGUUUCCUUCCUUCUUCCCUCCUGAAGGAGGAGGAGACCCAAGGGACGCAGCAAGAGGAAGAGGGCAAAGCAGAGACCCAAAGAUUGAUCCUCUAGGUGAGUGUCAAUACCAGGCAAUGAGGGGGAAGAAUAAUUCUUCAAGUUAUGGUUUAGCUGUAGAUGUUUUCUCCCAGAAGUGCCUGCUUUUACUGGCAUGGAUAACGCGAAGUUAGAUUAGUAAACACAAUUAAAACAUUAAAAUAAUAAAUAGACACCAUCAAUAAACUAAAAACAUACCAGUAUUCUAAAUAUCUGUACAGAUAUAUAUAUAUAUAGAGAGAGAGAGAGAGUUUUCACUGCAUGUUUGCCAGUGUAAUAAUCUUUUCCCUGGCUGUGGGUUGUUUUGGUGAUGGCACCCUCAGGUUCUAGGGCCACAGAAGAGCGACCUAUAUUGUUCCUACUAUCAUAAAUGUUUCUGAGGUGCAUUUUUCAUUUUAUAUACCAUCUUUUCCUUCAAGGAGCUGCACAUGGUUCUCCAGCUCCUCAUUUCAUCUUCACAACAACCCUGUGAGGCAGGUUAGGCUGAGAGACAGUGACUGGCCCAAGGUCCCCCAGUGAGCUUCAGUGCUCAGUGGGAAUUCAGUCUUCCAGGUCAUAGUCCCAACACUCUUCACCCUUAACACCACACUGACUCUUUUUUUCUUUACCGGCAAACCGAUUGACGGAGCUAUUUCACUCAUUGUUGGAAGCAGACUUUGGAUGUGUGAGCAUACUGUUGGAACCAAACACUAAUCUGGGUGAUUUCACAUGACAAGUUAUUAGAACUUGAAGCUGCACAUGCACACAGGUUUUGCACAGUGUCCACACAAUGUUGUCCUCUUCAAAAUUCUGUCCUGUAUUAUUUUCCCAUUUCAUAUGGAUUUACAGUUUCUGCAGAAAAUCUGAUAAAAAAUAUAUAUUGCAGAAUGCAUAAAUCCAGAUUAAAAGGGGAUGGGUGGGACGGCAUUUUUAAGGGUGGACACUGCAAAAACCUUAUAUGCAUGAGCAGCACUGAGUCUGUGGUAAACCGCCAUCUUGAAACACCCCAUAACCCAAAAUGAAAAGUCCCUGAUCUAGCUAAAGAUAAAUUGCACUUAAAUCCCAUUGAAAUCAACAAAGUUUAAUUUGCACCCUUGAUUUCAAUAGGACUUGAGUAGCCUCCAACCCACCACCUUCAACCAAAUCUGCAGCAAUGAGGGCGGUUGAGGAUGCAUUUCUAUGGGCUUUGCAGUGAUAGGCCCCUCAAGAUUCCCCUGACCCAAAGAUUUUCCUCCUUGCCAACCUCACCAAUUGGUCAGGGGAGAAGAAAAAUUUUAAUUCGUGACUAAAACUUUCGCUGACAGAUUACAUUCAAUCAUCCAUUAAAGGUUGCACCCCUAAUUAAAAUGCAUUUAACUUGCUGUGUUUCUUCUUAAAGCUCACCAUAAAAACCUUCCCAUUUAAGGACUUGAGAUCAAAAAUAGCAAAUACCAAGGCCUUGAAUAGCUGGUUUGCCUUUUGUUAUCCAGAAAGUAAACUUUAACCUUUCAGGAGGAAAAAGUGAAACUAUUGUUUAUUUGAGCAGAUUGGAGCCCUUAUCUCCAGGGAAAGGGAGGAUUUAAGGAGAUAAGUGGGGCAAGUUUUCCAUUGUGCCUUGUAGAUGAGAGCACAGUGUUUCUGUGGAUUGUAGCUGAGGGUGCAACUUUGCCUUUUUCAGCUUUGAAACUCCUGUUUCUAAAAAUCUGUAUCCUUUUAGACUCCUCCCAUCUUUCUUGCCUAAAAAGAAAAAGAAAUGCUUUACAGAAAACUAAUGCCUAAUAAAAACAGCACUUAACCGUUAAAUGCCUUAGGGUUUCUCUAACUAAGCCAUUCUCAAGAGUACACCCAUUGAAAUCAGUGGACUAAAAUUAGUCACAUCCAUUGGUUUUAGUAAGUUUACUCUUAAUUUGACUUAGCUGGAUACAACCCUUAGUCUGGAUGGAGAAACUAAGGUAUAUUUGGUGGCAAUAUUUUUGUUUGCUUAAGUGCAGGUUUAAGGCAUAAGGGCCAGGAACCUAAGAUCAACUUUAGAUGUGCUCUGGGCAGUGGGGUAGGGAAGAGGGAAAUUAGAUGCUGAGAACUGAAACCAGACAGAGAAAUAAAUAACCCUGUGCUGUGGAAAGGGAAGUGAGAUAAUUCCUUAUAUUACUGGGGAAGGAUUUGCAGUGAUAACAUUUAUGCAUAUUUACUCAUAAGUAAGAGACAUGGGUGGUGCUGUGGGUUAAACCACAGAGCCUAGGAGUUGCUGAUUAGGUCGGCAGUUCGAAUCCCUGCAAUGGGGUGAGCUCCCGUUGCUCGGUCCCUGCUCCUGCCAACCUAGCAGUUCAAAAGCAGGUCAAAGUGCAAGUAGAUAAAUAGGUACCACUCCAGCAGGAAGGUAAACGGCAUUUCCAUGUGCUGCCCUGGUUCACCAGAAGCGGCUUAGUCAUGCUGGCCACAUGACCCGGAAGCUGUACGCUGGUUCCCUCGGCCAAUAAAGCGAGAUGAGCGCUGCAACCCCAGAGUCGGUCACGACUGGACCUAAUGGUCAGGGGUCCCUUUACCUUUACCUUUAUGCCUCACCUUCCUUCCCAACUGGAUUGUGGUAAGAAUUCACUUCUGCACCACCUUAUUUGUUACACAGGUGAAGGUCGCAUCUACACUAUGCCUUUAAAGCACAUAUAAAGGUUAUGGCUCACCCCUAUAUAUAUAUAUAUAAAUGGUAGUUUUUAAGGGUUCUAGGAAUUGUAACUCUGUGGGGUAUAACCUACAGCUCCCAGGAUUUGGGGUGGUAGGAGACCCAGGACUGUUAAAGCAGUAUAAAUGUGCUUUAACUGUUUAGUGUGGAUGCAACCUAGGCUUCUGCCAUGUGAGUUUACUUAGCUUUGUUUUUUAUCUGCUCCUAUUUUCUGUAUUGGGAUGCGGGUGGCGCUGUGGGUAAAACCUCAGCGCCUAGGACUUGCCGAUCACAUGGUCGGCGGUUCGAAUCCCCGCGGCGGGGUGCGCUCCCGUCGUUAGGUCCCAACGCCUGCCAACCUAGCAGUUCGAAAGCACCUCCGGGUGCAAGUAGAUAAAUAGGGACCACUUACCAGCAGGAAGGUAAACGGCGUUCCGUGUGCUGCGCUGGCUCGCCAGAUGCAGCUUGUCACGCUGGCCACGUGACCCAGAAGUGUCUGCGGACAGCGCUGGCUCCCGGCCUAUAGAGUGAGAUGAGCGCACAACCCUAGAGUCUGGCAAGACUGGCCUGUACGGGCAGGGGUACCUUUACCUUUUUAUUUUCUGUAUUGUCCUAAACUGUUUUAAUUGCAGUUUGUACAUCGCCUUGAGGUGUGUGAGGAAGGAGAUUAAUUCAUUAAUAAUUGCUAUUAAUUAUCUGCAUCGUUCUGAACUGUUUUUAAAAUAAAGCAUGGGAGUUUGUGUUAGAAGUUUUAAAAUCUCAUUGCACGUGACCCUUAUGCCUUAAUCCUGCACAUUUUUUCAAAAAUAAAAUCUCUUUUCUCUGACAUGCAUGCUCUCACACACAGAGAUUUUCCAAAGAUCUCCAUUUCCAGAGAAGGUUGUCAUGUGGGGCUGUUACUCAAGAAACACAAGCUGAAAGCCCCCGAGCAGCCAAGACCAGGACAACUAAAACAGUUGGCAUUCUCUUUGUGGCAUCUAGUCAGAUUUUUAAGAGGUUCCUCAGGAGACAUGCUUAAUCCCACGUAAUGUGUGGCCUGUUCUGGGAACUUGGAAGCUGGAUUCUAGUGAGAAAUGUGAUUAUUACAUGAAAGAACUUGGGUGUGGGCUUAGCCACCCGGGAGGCUGUUGGUGUUGCCAAGCCCAAUGUGAUCAUCGUCUUCAGUGGGGAUAUUAUAACCAUCAAAACAGAGAGUGGUUUAAAGAACACGCAGUUUUCCUUCUAAGAGUUUGAUAAGACCACAGCAGAUGGCAGAGUGUAUUGUGACAUUAGACAAUGACUCAUAUAGGCCCCAUCAAAGUGGCUUUCAACCUAUGUGCAGAUCUCUUUGGGACACAGACAUCACAGGCCAGAAUGCACCCUCAGGCCAUACCUGGACUGUACAUUUAAAACACUUUAAACAGCCCUGGUUUUCCCCAAAGAAUCCUGGGAGUUGUAGUUAAGGGUGCUAAGAGCUGUUAGGCGGCUCCUUUUCCCCUCACAGACCUACAAUUCUCAGAGUUGCCUGGGAAGAGGGAUUGAUUGUUAAUCCUUGAACUCCUGGAAGGAAAAGCAAGAUAUAGAUAUACAACAAGGAACAAAUAUGUCAGAGUCACAAGUCUCAGCAAAACACAUUUUGCCAGCCUCGAUAAAAUAUUAUGUCAAAAGUACAGUAAAUAGGAAUAUUAUCUUGCAGCAGUUACAAGGUGUUUGAUUAUUUCAUGGUUGUAUUUGCAGAUUCAUUUUUCAUUUCUUAUUUUUGUUUUAUAGUUGCUGUUUAUUACUAAAUAACAGCCCAGUGAUGACAACAGAUCAGUAGGGGUUACAUGGGGGACAUGGCAAUUCAGAGGAGUUACUUGCAAGCCAAACACACCAAGCCCAGUCAGUUGUGUUUUACUUUGUAAAGGCAGCACACUUGGGGAGUGAAUGAAAUACUGUGGCUACAAGGACGGUACUUAAGCAAACAUACCCCAGUGUUCUGCACCAUUCAUGAGCUCUUGUGCUCAUGUUAUCCCUGGUUUCCCACAGGCAUCUGGUUGCCCACUGUGAGAACAAUAUGCUGGUCUAGUUGGGUCAUUGGCCUAAUCCAGCAGGUCAUUCAUAUGUAUUCAGCUUCUCCUGCUUUAUCUGCUGCUCUGGGAGGGGUCCCUCCUGAGUCCCAGAUGGGAGUGGUCAACAGUUCUUCCUCUGAUUGCUUAGCAACAGUGAUCAAUUGAUCAAGCACCUUUAGCAACGGUAGCACCUGCCAAGUGCCAAAGCAUUAGAGCUGCCUCCAAGUUUUGUGCUCUAACUUUCUUCAGAAAUGUCUGAUUGACUUAUUUUUUAGAAGCUAAGAGUCUGGGAGCACUGCUUGUAUGGGAUCUGAUACAUCUGUGCCCCCUGUACAGUGCAGUUAAUAUGACCCUGAAGCAGAGGAUGAAGCAGCGGAUUGGAGCCCCACAAAGUGAUUGCUUUUCUCAAAACACUGAGCUGUUGACAAACUAACUCCAAAGCAGCCUUGCAGCCAAUCUGAAGUCUUGUGGUUAUUCAGCAGAGUGGUCACCUUGAGAGAGAAGCUAUUUAAAACCAAACAACUCAAAACUGAGCAAUUCCUCUAUUUGGUGGUCCAUGGGUAGCCUUAAGCCUUUUUCACAGCACUGUAAACUAAGCAGCUAUUGUUAGACAUGAUACGUUUUACUAUGCAAUGCUUUUUAGGUGUGGCAGCAGUAGUGGAUUUCUAAUGUUUAUGAAUUGUCAGAGAGACAGUUGAACUAAGGCCACAGUUGGAUGCAUACUUACUUGAAUAAUAUGGUUCUUUCUUCUGAAUAAACAUAGAUGGGCUGGGCUGCAAUGCAUUCAGUGAAAAGUGUGUCACAUCCUAGAAACAAAACCAAGCUGAGUAUCCAAAAGUCCUUUGUCAUACAUGUAUAAAUGUUCUUUUUAUGGGAUAUUUGGAUUUUAAGGUCGUUAAAUACAUUUGACAGCAUGGCCUUGUUAGAUUCCUAAUUUGCUGAAAAUUACUGCAUCCACUUUCCAUGCCUGUUAACACAAGACCCAGCCACCUUCUUGGUGUUCAUCCUGUCCCUUGCUCUCUUUCCAGGUGGGACUUCUGAUGAAGGUGGCUGCUUUGUUAGCAGAUGGCAGCGCCACAGUGCCUGUAUUUAUUACUCUGUCCUCUUCAACACUCCCCUACACACAAGCCCAUCGCAUUUCUGACUGAUGAAUUCUGGAGGGGCCCGUAGCAGUUCAACCACUUUCAAACCAUCCUGAGCAAACCAGGAAGAACCAAGGAAACAUCACAGCGGGAGCAGAUCAAGCCAACGUGAACAGGAGAUGCUAACUGCAUACAAGGAGGUUGACUGGGGGCCAGGUGAAGAGAAGAAGCCACACGUUUGUCUAGGUUCUUUCCCUGCCUUCAUAUAUAGCUAAUAUUUCACACUGACAUCCACAGAAUUGGAAUCAGAAUGGAAGUACAAGAAAAGAGCAGUUGGACUAACUGGCAGGUACAGUAUUAUGCAGCAUGAACUUAGAACAAACUGGCCACAAACAGAAGCAGGUGUUUCCUGUUGAAUUGUCUGGAUGCUACAGUCUGGCUGAGCAGUGAGGUGGCAAAACGAAACAAGUGGUUUGAGCAGUGUCAUCAGCCCUUGGCUAAGUCUUUUUGCUUUCCACCAAUUCCGUUGCAUUGAAAACGCUCUCUUUAUCUUGCCAAGGAUUCGUGUAUCAGAAGAAACUAUGCUUUGUCAGCCCGAUACAUCUAAAAUACCUUCUUCCUUGAUGAACUAAAGCUGGAAGAGUACUUUGUCAGGUAGCAUCUUGGAAGCUGUGGGAAGAAUAAUUGUGUUCUGAGGCAGCAGAUCCUAUUCUGAAGAAACCUCCAGCACGUUACUCACAAAGGCGAGGAGCCAAGGGAAUCAUGAGAUUGGAGAGACAGCCUAUGCAGAGCUCAAGUUGCUGUGGGUUUAGUGCGCAAAUAUCAUAUUUUACUGCAUAAGUAAUUGGUUUAUCGAAAAACUAGUGCUGGAAAAUACACAAUAGAGAGAGUAUCCCCCAAAUCUAAAGGUUCAUGUAUCUGUAAAGCGCACAUAGUCACUUUUCCCAACAAAAUUGUAGCAGAACCCUGUGCUUGGCAAAUCUGUCUUGUGCUGCUGUGUAUCAUUUGCAUCCGUAUUGUAACAUAAUUAACUACGCAGCGUUUUGUUGAUAUAGCUGGUUUUGUGGUGGUUGGAAAAGACAGCCACAAGGUAUGGGAGUGGAUGGUGCCACUCCAUCUCUAUCCUGCUACCCACCCUCUCUCUGCUAAAUUGUGUCGCAUCUAACAGCUGGCUAUGUCAUCUCAAUGCCAAUGGCACCUUUGGGAAUGGGGGCUGUUGCCGGUUUAUUAGCACUAUCGUAUCUCAUUGCACAAAGUCAGUUUGCAGUCAGUCCUAUUGGAAAGGGUUGCAAAAUGUAAGUAACUGUAGCUUGGCUGCAUAACAAUAGCCAAACUCUGAAUGAAUAAUUGUGAAGCAAUAGGAAUUCUAAAUGAGCUCUCACUGUUUGAAGAAAUAUUGGUGUCGUGUCGUUUUAGGGUGCAUAAUGUUGCCCAUCUAUAAACCAGUUACAUGCUACAGUACGGCUGAGUAUGUUACAGAUCAGUAUUGGAUUGUAAAAGUGAUGGCUAAGCAAUGAGGUGGUGCAUGACAAAUUAGUUUGAAGAACCACAUAAGAGAGUGCCUUAUUUAUCCUUUUGCAGAAGAAGUAGAAUAUGAAUUGACCACUUGUCGUUUCAAAUAUGGAUAACGAUGCAUUUUGACAUGCAGCACAUCUGGUCUCCAGAAUGCCAUGGGACGUGACAUAUAGAUGUUCAAAGUGAUCUAGACAAAACUGUGCGAAAUACCAGUAGCUGUUAAUCAGGAUAGGACAUGCACCCUCAUGCAGUGAUUGUGCAAGAAUCUGCAAUUGCUAGAGGUUCAUAGGGAAAACAAGAAAUGAAAUAUUCCCCAACGUUAUCAGCAUUUGUAAAUUCUCACAAUAUCCAAUACAGGCUUCUGCUGGAUACAGGACUAGAAGGACCAUUUAUAUGACACAAUGGAUUUGCUGUUUCUUGUAUAUGACAACCUGAUUGCAAUAUGGUCUUGAUCUUUAUCCUGUGGUAGAGCCUAUUUUUUAUGGGGUGUGGUGGGACUUAAGAUUCCUGCUUUCUGUUCAGUGCAAUGAAGCAACAUUCCAAAUGAAUUCUAAAUAUAAUACUGUUAUGGUUAAAACACAGCUCCAGAUUCUGAAAAUAUUUUUGUCAGCUCA